AUGUCGUCCUGGCUAUCUUCGGUUUUAUCGAGGGUACUUCCGCCGUCCCGAGGGGACAGCCAUGGCCGGGACAGUGCACCAUCGGACUUACUUCCAGAUCACGAUCUUCACAACUCCUGGGGAUGCAAUUACUCAGCCCAGAGCGUCUUGAAUCAUGAACGAAUACUGCCUUUGUGGGAACAGUAUGGGCGUGACCCAACCGGAGUCCGGCGAAAUUACCACAACCUGCUCAGGGAAUAUACUGCUCUCUUCCGGGACUUCUUCGACGGAUACUAUCCAAUUUCAUUGCACGGCCAUGUCAGCGACGCACUACUUCCGACCACAGUCUCUAGCCUGAUUCAGAACACUUGCGCAACCAGUCCUUUAGUUUUGAACAAUCCGACUUUGGCUCCAAGUUCAUCCGCCGGGGAAGACGGGAGGAAAAUCCAGCAGUUUGUAUUGGAUUAUCUAGGGUGGGAGCAAUUGCAUGUAGAGCAACCAAAAUUUGCGGUUGUUCAGGGAUUGUAUGGGGCUGCGUUUGGUCCUCUUGCUCAUGCCUCCAAAGAAUGGGAGAUGCAGAUCAUCGCCUCUGGCCCCAAACCAAUCGUGGUUCACGUCGAUGACGACAUAACGAGAGAAAGUCUGAGUGCAUCUUUGGCACAAGCAAAGGCGCAAGGCUGCAUUGCAGUAGUUGUUGAUAUAGUCAGCACAGAGGAUGGUUCAGUUCUCUCCCCAGAGCGGUUCAAAUUGCUUCAGACGUGCUGCACAGAACACAAGCUCUGGUUUAUAGUUGACGAGGCGCUUGCAGCCAUCAGAUGUGGUUCCCCAUUUGCGUUCCAACGGAGCGAGUACGGCAACGAAAAGCCUGAUCUGGUCGCAUUCGGCAAGGGCUUAGGGACCAGUGGCAUCGCCAUCAACUUUGAUAGCCCCAUGACUCGUCCUCUCGGCUUCGUACAGGAAGAAGAUAUCCUUCAGACCAUCAUGUACUGGCGCGCCCUAGUCAGUCGGCCAGUAACAAUCCCAGUCCUGCUUGAGGCUAUGGGCGUUCUCUAUACUGCCCAAACUGAGAACUGGGUGCAAAGGAGCCUUAAAAUCGGGCAGACUUUCUACAGUGUCAUCCAAGCGCACUCACCAGGCGAGCCUGUAAAAGGGCUGGGGGGAUUUUUGGCCCUUGACAGAGAUAUUUCCAUGCGACUGCAUGUUAUGGCGGGGGUUAGAAGGCGAUGUCCAUGGGUUCGCUGGCUGCCCAAACUUGAUGCCGUGAACGCUGACCGUGAAGCUCUGGAGGCCCACGUGUUUGGACCACGAAGCAAAGGUCGCCGGGCAAAACUUAGUGCAGAAGCUGAGGAAAAGGGAACCCUACCACAGUGGUGCUUCUUCCCACAGCUGUCUAUGACGUCUGUUGGAUGGGAAUGGGUAUCGGGAUUAUACCUGAUGAAUUUAUCAUACCCACUGCGAGCUGCGAGAUCUAUUGGUAUCUAUGAGGCCCACACCAACCGCAGCAGUCCAACGGCUUCAACAUCGAAGACCUCCCGUUCAAAAUCGUCUGAAAAUAGAAGAACAAGGGGGUUCAUGACAGGCCGUGGCGGCGUGCCAUUUGUUGCUACACCCACCUUCGCCCUUGAUUCACUAAGUUACCAUCUGAAUUUCUUGCUAUCAUCUGCAGCAAUGGCUCGCCUCAACAGCUCCAACGAAUACACCAUAGGAUGGAUUUGCGCACUUCCUCUGGAGCGCGCGCCGGCCGAAGAGAUGCUUGAGGAAAAACAUGAAGAGCCCAAGGACUUCAAACAACCCCGGACGGACAACAACGUGUAUACAUUGGGCCGUAUCGGUGGCCACAAUGUAGUCAUUGCAUCCCUCCCAGCUGGUGAAUAUGGAACGACGCCCGCAACAGGAGUCGCAAUGUCGAUGUUAUCCACUUUUCCGGAAAUCCGAUUUGGGCUCAUGGUUGGCAUUGGAGCUGCCAUCCCGCGAGAGGGCAGGGACAUCCGACUCGGGGAUAUCGCAGUCUGCAAACCUGAUGGGAAAACCGGUGGUGUUGUUCAGUAUGAUCUAGGUAAAGCGCUGACAGACGAUGAGUUCCGGAGGAAAGGAUUUCUCAAUAGUCCCCCUGAGUUGCUCCGCAAUGCGGUCGGGAAGAUCCAAACGGAACACCUCAAGAUGGAUUCGAAAAUUCCUAUGUACAUAAGCGAGAUGCUCAAACGAUUGCCAUCGAUGGCCGAGGCCCGAGAUGGCGCGGCAGCCUAUGUCCACCAGGGAGCAAAGAACGAUCGUUUAUUCGAAGCUACGUACGAUCAUGCAGGCGGGACCGAAUGCACCAAAUGUAAUUUGACCAAGAUCAUACAACGUGAGCCCCGACGAUCGGACAAGCCACGCAUCCAUUACGGAGUGAUCGCAUCGGGAAACACGCUGAUCAAAAGUGCAAGAGCAAGGGAGAAGCUUCUUAAAUAUAGCGACGAAGAUUGCAUCUGUUUUGAGAUGGAGGCUGCGGGGCUUAUGAAUCAGUUCCCCUGCCUCGUGAUCCGCGGACUGUGUGACUACGCAGACUCGCAUAAGAAUGACCAGUGGCAGCCAUACGCCGCUGCAGCAGCUGCUGGGUACGCGAGAGAACUGCUUCACUAUCUUCCUGUACAAGAUGUUGGAAAGGUUCCCACGGCGAAUGAAACCCUGAAUCGGAAUCCAAACACGAGUUCCAAGCCUUCUAGAACCAACAAGCGCGGUGGUGAAGCUGGAACAAGUGUUCCAUCUGGCGGAUCUGGGAGUAGCAGCGCGCCACCUGGAUCUAGCAGCAGUAACCCACCAGGACCCCCUGGAUCCAGAAACCCAACAACCAAUAAUCCAACAACACCCCCUGGAACAGGUAAUCCAACGACACCGCCUGAAACCAAAAACCCGCCCAACGGUCGUGGGGAGGGUGGUCCCCAGACAAACAACAAUAAUCCCAUACGGAUCGAUGCUGUAUUCGACGGGAGAUGGCAACACCAGUGGAGGUUGAUCUGGGCCGGCCAACACAUACAGGAGAUCAACCCUAAGUUUGCCUCUACACAAAAGAUCUCUGAAAUACACUUGACUACAUUCGCCCAUACCACCUGGGCCUCGUGCAUAGUCGAAAUCGAUCUAUUCCACGCUCCCCAGCGAGUGCAAGACACCCCUGAGGUUCGAACAACCAUCUGUACCGAGGCCAGUGAUGAAUCUGUUCCAGUCGCAAGCCCAUUCUACCAACAAGUCAGCACGGAAGCUAUUACUGCUGGCCAGCCUCUCGCAGAUGGCAACAGGACUUGGAACCGCGGCGCCUAUUUCCAACCACCCGUGGCGAACUCGAACAAAUUCAAAUUCCUCGGGCGGCGCGUUAUGGGCUGUCAGGGUAAGAGCGAAGAAGGGGGACUGAAUUUGGCACCGCUCAAUGCCUCUGACUACCGUUGGAGGUUGAAGGAUCUGAAUCUCGCUGUCGGACCAGAACACCGUAUCUACGCUGUAAUUCGGACAUAUAGUUUGUGGGAUCAGUUUACUUUUAGGGCUUUGGUAAAUGUUUCAAUGUUCCGGUAA
This is a messenger RNA of Blastomyces dermatitidis ER-3, 3525 nucleotides long. RefSeq lists its product as uncharacterized. Gene Ontology annotation, molecular function: transaminase activity; pyridoxal phosphate binding. The transcript has 7 exons. The record is from RefSeq and is a predicted model, not a curated record. Gene Ontology annotation, biological process: nucleoside metabolic process. Bases 1 to 3525 code for a protein of 1174 amino acids. NCBI's taxonomy places the organism in Eukaryota, Fungi, Ascomycota, Eurotiomycetes, Onygenales, Ajellomycetaceae.